Messenger RNA from Brenthis ino (lesser marbled fritillary), 3468 nucleotides. The record is from the annotation of a GenBank genome assembly. Lineage: Eukaryota; Metazoa; Arthropoda; Insecta; Lepidoptera; Nymphalidae.
AUGGGAAUAAUAUUUAGUUGGAGCUGUAACAACAUUUUUCAAAUUGGACUGUGCUGUACAUCUACAAAUAAUAACACCGCAGUGAACAGCACAUGGGCGCGUAUGGCGGGCGGUGCUUGGAAACGCAGUGCAUCGCGCGUGCGCACUCUGCGCCUGCUGCUGCGUGACACUGCGCGCGCGCUUCAAGACGUGCAGGAGAUACUCACUGUUGAUUCCGAUGUUCCACAAAUUGUACAAGAAAUAACAAGUCAGUGUUGUCGACCGACGGCUCUGGUUAUACUUGGUAGUUCUCCGUCUGCACGAGCUCGGCUUUUAAACUGUAUUCUAGGAAGAAAUCUGUUACCGGAGUUUUUACCGAAGGGUUGUAGAUGGAUCCGAAUACAAUAUGGCGUGUCGACGCAAGUGCACUUAACUGUAGGGAACUCCGAGUUCGAGCUCGUCGAGGAGCUGGAGUGCAACCGACAACCGUGGGACACAUUACCGUUACAGGAUGUCCUCCGACAAGAAACAGAUCUAGGAACUACACUCGAAAUCGAACUUAACAACUCCUUUCUAAAAGACGGUCUAAAAAUAAUCGUACCACCAGACAUAAGCGAAUCUGAGUCAGGAAAUUAUGUAUCCUUAAAAAGAUUACAUUCCGAAUUAUAUUCCAAAAAAUCUGCCAUUUUGCAAAACUUCACACCAAUUUAUUUGUUCGCUUUAAAUAAGUACGGACGAAAUAUUUUUGGUGAUAAAAUUUCUAAAGUCACAUCCUCUAGUGAGUUUUGGUCGACUCUUGAUUUGUACAAAGAAAGAGAAGGAGAUGAGAAUGAAAGGAGAGAUAAAGAUGGAAAUGAUGAUUGGAAGGAGAGUUGUGAACCGCCAGUUAUCAGUUCGGAGAACUGUCUCGACCUGCACCAAAUCAAAGAAAUUGAUGCCAAUUCCCAAGUGCUAUUCAUACUAUUCUCCAACAGUGAAAUGCAAAAGAGCCCCCAACCCUUUUCCAGUGACGCCACUGAGUCCACUGAGCUAUGUCACACUGAGGAACUGCCAGAAUCUGACCAAGGGUUGAAAAACGAUUUGAGGGGAAAUGUUAGCACAGAACAAAAAGGUAACAGACGACGGCAGGAGGAGCAGAUUGCGUUCAUGAACGAAUUGUUGGAUCAGUGGGAGUUGAUAACGAGUCCGCCGCAAAAACAUCACGUAAAGAGUCAAUGGUCGAUUGUGGAUGAUGUACAAAUAUUGAAGGAUUCCGAAAGAGAUACAGAACAUAAGAAGAAGAAAGACACAGAUAGUGAUAGAACGGUGAAGAGUCGGAGUGUCCUGUUGAAUAUCGUGCUGAAGUUCGCUACGGAGUGCUCGCAAAGUUAUCUGUUGGAUCAAUGUAAAAGACUGAGUGAGAUUCACAACAAGUUACUGCAGCAGUUCAUCCUGGCGUCGUUCGACAUGGCGCGGGAGCUGCAAAUCGUACCCAAAAAGAUACAGUACGUGGCGCGGCAGGAGCAGCAGCUGUAUGAGACAAUGAACGAGAAAUUCUCGCAAGGUGAAAAGAAAAGAGAGUUGCUACAGAUAAUGCAGGAAGUGUUGGAGGAAAUGAGAUCUGAAAUUAACAACAUGGACUGGAGUGUCGAUGACCUCCCUUGUCAUCAAGACAAGAGAUUCUCUAUGUCCAACUCAAUCUUCUAUUCAACUCGAAGCAGUCCAACAAUCUCACUGAGUCUGAAUCAAAAUGUUGACUCGAAUGACUCGGACCCCGACGACGUGGAAGAAGCGGAGUCGUACGAGAGCUACAAUUUUGAUGAUUAUGAGAUAAUUCAUUCGAAUGAAGAAAGUAUGACCAAUAGCGAUGGGUUUGAGCCGCUUACAUCAAAAACAACCCCAUUAUUAGACUCCACCAAUAUCCCCAUAGAAAACGAGACGGAGCUAUACUCCCUCUCGGUCGCGCGCAGCGCCGGCGGCUGCUCGCGCACGGUCUCUAGCCGCCAGGCCUCGCUGGACGUGCAGCGCACCGUUUUAUCGAAAUUGAGUCGAAAAAUCAGUCUAAAGCUAGUCAAGUUCGUGGAUUGUUUAAAGGACUCCUAUUUUGGUACUUUGCAAAGCAAGAUGUUCGUAUCGCGUGGCGGCAGAUGCCUGGAGUCGCUGGAGGGGUCGUGCCGGCGCGAGCUGGGCGGGCGGCCCGCCAGCGAGGCCGUGCGCCAGCUGCUGUCCGUGGCGCGGCACGUCGACCUCACGCCCUGCGCCGAGUGCUCGCUGCUGGCCGACCUGCUCGACUCCUUGAGGAGGCUCUUCUAUAGGCUGCGGCUGUCGCGCGGCGCGGCGGGCGCGUGCUGUGCGCUGGCGCCGGCGUGGCGGCGGCGCGCGGCGCUGGCGGCCGCGCACUCGCUGUCGCCGCCGCGCCUCGCCAGGCUCAUCUCACUGCAGAUACUGGAGCGGCUGGGCACGGCGCACGAGCGCUACCAGUCGGCGUUGGGCGCGCUGGAGGCCGCGCUGGCGGGCCGCCUUCACCACACCGAGGACGUCAAGCUCGCCAUACGCAAGAAAUAUGCACCGGCGUUUGCGCGCCUCUGUCUAGAGAGUACGUCGAUGUGCGACCUCCUCAUGUAUGGGACGCCGGAGUUGGGCCGAGAGAUAGGGCGCGGGCAGUACGGCGUGGUGUACGCGGCGCGCGGCGCGUGGGGUGGCCGCCGUGCCGCCGCCGUCAAGUCCGUGCUGCCGGCCGACGAGCGCCACUACCACGAGCUCGCCAUGGAGUUCUUCUACACCAGGAGUAUCCCCCCGCACCCGCGUAUCGUGCGGCUGCUGGGGUCGCUGGUGCAGCGCAGCGGCGGCGGCGGCGCGCCCGGCGUGCUGCUGGUGUCGGAGCGCCGCGCGCGCGACCUGCACGCCGCCGUGCGCCUCGGCCUGUCGCGUGCGCGGCGCAUGCAGGUCGCCUGCGAUAUCGUAGAGGGUAUCCGCUACCUCCACUCCCUGGGGCUGGUGCACCGGGACAUAAAGCUGAAGAAUGUCCUGCUGGAUGAGCAGGAUCGUGCUGCGCUGUCGGACCUGGGGUUCUGCGCGGCGGCGGCGCUGGUGUCGGGGUCGCUGGUGGGCACGCCCGUGCACAUGGCGCCCGAGCUGCUGGCCGGCCGGUACCACGCCGCCGUCGACGUGUACGCAUUCGGGAUACUGUUCUGGUACUUAUGUGCAGGGCACAUCAAGCUUCCGUCCGCAUUUGAAACGUUCCAGAAUAAGGAACAGCUUUGGAGCAAAGUUAAAAAAGGGCUACGCCCCGAGCGUCUUCCGCAGUUUAGCGACGAAUGUUGGGAAGUAAUGGAGUCGUGUUGGGCCUCCGAACCCUCGCAAAGAGCUUUACUUGGAGAUAUUCAACCAAAACUAGAGAGGAUAUUAGAGAAAACCCUUCGAGAAGACAAAGGGCAAGUCGCCUUUGAAAGAAACGAUCUGUCAGACGAUAGUUUGGAUAUGACUGGAUUGUACGAUGGAAAGAACUUA